Molecule: messenger RNA, 1513 nt
Organism: Seriola aureovittata
Lineage: Eukaryota; Metazoa; Chordata; Actinopteri; Carangiformes; Carangidae
Gene: mogat3a
Product: monoacylglycerol O-acyltransferase 3a
Exons: 9
Coding region: 263-1270 (335 amino acids)
Biological process (GO): triglyceride biosynthetic process
Cellular component (GO): endoplasmic reticulum membrane
Molecular function (GO): diacylglycerol O-acyltransferase activity
Source: RefSeq, a predicted model, not a curated record
GCAGUACACGAUGGAGUAGAGCGUGUUUGUAAAGUUUGAGUUCAGACCAAGUAAAGAUUUACGGAUCUAAUGAAAGUUUAUUUUAAGUUUAUCAUCUGUUGAGAAGACACCGCUCUGACAGACAGGCAGAGAGAAAGACAGGCGGAAAGACAGACAGGCAUAGAGAGAGAGAAGAGAGAGAGAGAGAAACACUCCAACAUCCAGGCGGAGAUACCGGGACGUCGCUGCGCUCCAAGCCGGGACAAGGAGCGCGACCGCCGGCAUGAAGGUCGAGUUCGCCCCGCUGAACAUCCCGCUGCGGAGGAGGCUGCAGACCGCCGCCGUGCUGCAGUGGGUCUUCUCCUUCCUGGCUCUAGCUCAGUGUUGUCUGGCUGCCUUCGUCCUCCUGGCUCUCUCUGAUUGGUGGGUGGUGGCCCUGCUGUAUGCUGGUUGGCUAUGGUUGGACUGGGACACGCCUACCAGCGGGGGUCGGAGGUCACGGUGGGUCAGGAGCUGGACGGUCUGGGAGUACUUCAGGGACUACUUCCCUAUAACGCUCGUUAAAACUGUCGAUUUGGAUCCAAAGAAAAACUACAUCUUUGGAUUUCAUCCACAUGGGGUGCUGGUGGCGGGGGGCUUUGGGAACUUCUGUACGGAGGCGACAGGUUUCUCUCGUCUGUUUCCUGGACUCACAUCUCACCUGCUGAUGCUGCCGUUCUGGUUCAGAGUCCCGCUCUUCAGAGACUACAUCAUGUGUGGAGGUCUGGUGUCCAGCUGUAAGUCCAGUCUGUCGUACCUGGUCAGUCGUCCUGAAGGAGGUAAUGUUGCUGUCAUCGCGGUGGGCGGAGCUCCAGAGGCUCUGGACGCUCGGCCGGGAGCUUUAACACUGCAGAUACGAAACAGGAAGGGCUUCAUUAAACUGGCUUUCAAACACGGAGCUCAGCUGGUUCCAGUGUUUUCUUUUGGAGAAAACGAGUUAUUUGAUCAGAUGGAGAAUCCCAGCGGCUCUUCUCUUAGGAUGCUGCAGAACCGGCUGCAGAGCAUCAUGGGAGUAGCACUGCCUCUAUUUCAUGCAAGAGGAGUUUUCCAGUACAGCUUCGGCCUGAUACCCUACAGGAAGUCCAUACACACUGUCGUGGGAAGGCCAAUCUCGGUUGCCCAGACUCCCAGUCCCAGCAGCAAGGACAUCGAGAGUCUUCACAAAGUUUACCUGCAGAGUCUGACUGAGCUGUUCGAGCAGCACAAACACACCUACGGCUACAGUGAGGACCAGCACCUGACGUUCAUAUGACCUCACCUGUACCACCUGGUUAUCACCUGUAUAUGAACUGUUUACAACACCUGGCCUCACCGUCACAUGACCGUCACAUGACCGUCACAUGACUGACAGCUGUUCAGGCGGUGGUUGUUAAACUGAACAGAACAAUGUUAACACUGUUAGCAGAGCUCAUUGUUUUCAUGGGUAAUGCUAAGGUCUCUGUGUGUAAAGAUGAGUGUUUGAUGUGUUUCUAUGUAAUAAAGUGACAUCACAUGA